Messenger RNA from Salmo salar (Atlantic salmon), 2959 nucleotides. NCBI's taxonomy places the organism in Eukaryota, Metazoa, Chordata, Actinopteri, Salmoniformes, Salmonidae. The record is from RefSeq and is a predicted model, not a curated record.
AAUCCUGUUCAGCACAUUGUGAAGUGGUCAGGGUGAGAAGGAGAGUCAGACCAAGUCAGGAAGAAGCCAACAGGAGGUUUCCUCCAAGUCAGUGUUUCUUUGCAGCAUGGGGAAUUCUAAGAGUGGGGCACUGUCCAAGGAACUUCUGGAGGACCUGAAGUCCAAUACUAAGUACAACGAGGCCGAGCUGUGUGUCUGGUACCAGUCCUUCCUCAAGGAAUGCCCCACAGGCAGGAUCACCAAGGAGCAAUUUGAGGGCAUCUAUGCCAGCUUCUUCCCUAACGCAGACCCUACUGAGUACGCAAGGCAUGUCUUUAGGAGCUUUGAUACCAACGCAGAUGGUCAACUGGACUUUAAGGAGUACAUUGUGGCCCUGCACCUUACCUCCGGAGGCAAGACCCUGCAGAAGCUCGAGUGGGCCUUCGCACUCUACGACGUGGAUGGAAACGGAACCAUCAGCAAAAAUGAGAUCCAAGAGAUUGUUAAGUCAAUAUUUAACAUGAUCCCCGAGGAAGACCAAAACGACCUGCCAGAAGAUGAGAACACACCUGAUAAGAGAGCAGACAAAGUCUGGGACUUUUUUGGAAAGAAAGAAGAUGACAAGAUUGCAGAGAGGGAAUUCAUUCAAGGAGUGAUGGACAACAAGGACAUCCUACGGUUGAUUCAGUAUGAUGAGCCCCAAAAAAUCAAGGACAAACUGAAGGAGAAGAAACAAUAGCUUUCCGACAAAAUCAUUCUUUUGAAUUCUAUAAGACUGUUCAGAGCUUUACUGUUUACAAACCCAACUCUCCUGCCAGACCUGGGCUCUUUGUGCGCUAGACAACAUUGGCAUACACAUUGAAGUACCGCACAUUGUGGUGGAUGACCUGUUUGUCUAUGAGCCACCUGGACUUUUCUUCCCACUCAAAUAACUGUUCCGUGCUCUAGAAUUAUGGGUAUUCUUUUCUAUUUCGUAUUGAAAUAAUGGUUUCCAAGAUUCUGUUGCCUGCUGCUGUGUUCACUUGCGUUCAUUAGUUUAAUAAAGAGAAAGCCACCAGGAAAGGACCCACUGGGCACACACUGGUUGAAUCAAUGUUGUUUCCAAGAUAUUUAUAUGAAAUUAUGUCGAACCAACAUUGAACUGACAUCUGUGCCCAGUGGGGAGCUUCUUAUGAAGGGAAUUAGGAUGAAGUUAACAAUCCCUGUCUUACUAUCAAUCCUAUUAGUAUGUGAAGGUCAGUUUAGAAACAUCCUGGCAGAGGUUUCUUAUUAAGGUAAUCAUGUCUAUAGAAUGUGUCUUAUAAUGUGCUUAGCAGGACUGAAACCUCAUACAAUGUACAGUAUUCAACUGGUAGAACAAAGGAAAAGGAGUAUUUUUCUUGAAUAUUGUUGACAUUUUGUUGACGCUGUCAGAGACUGCUGGAAACUAUAAUACAAAACACUGUGAAAAAAGACAUUAUAAAGCGGUUCUAAAAAACGUUUAAAUGAAUAAAUAUAUAUACUGCUUUGAGUGAACAUGCAGAUUGGUCACUUCAGGUAGCUAUGUUUUUAAAGGGAUUUAGGUAGAGAAAACUAGUAAAUGUGAUAUGUAAUAUUCAUUUUUGGUUGAAAGAUUCAAUGCAUUCUAAAAAGAGCAAUACAGAUGUGCUUUCAAACAUUGUCUGCCUGGUCCUGAGGGAAUGAGAUUUCUCUCUUGUUUGCAUUUUUAUUGACCUUCAAUAAGCGUGUAUUUAAGUGUGUAGAGUUGUUACUUUGUUUAGAAAUGGUAUCAUCGUGAAUUUGAUCAUAUAAAACACCCUAUGUUGGUUUAUAUUGUUAAAGAGACAUACUAUAGUAUCAAAUACAAUAACUGUCUUUGUUUACAAGAACAAUAGUAAACAUAACUAAAUUACCAUAAUUGCAAUCUAAGAGAAUGGCUCAAUAGUGUUAAUGAGAUUGAGGAGCAGCCUCAAACUAUGAGAAUAGAAAGGUUCAGAACUUUUAGUGAAAAAUAUAUGGCAAGUAGAAAUCAAAACUAGAGCUAGAUGGGAGGGACUAAAGGGUAGCUGAAGGGUGGGACUAAAGGAAGAGGGAUAACUAAGGUAUAAUGUACUGUGUCUGUAAAAUGUAUUGUAUAAGCAGGAAGUAUAAGUCUAAGUAUUGUUGUCCAUUAGUUUACUCCAAUUAGGAGAGGGGUGGUAGGGUUAGGGGAAAAUAAUAAAGAAGAAAAAAAUAUAUAUUGGAUAUGAUGCAAACAAUUACAUUGAUAGAACCCACAAUCUAUCUGCAAUAUUAAAGAUGAUCUAGAUUGAGGAGCAGCCCGCUCCAUACAUUACACACGUCAAAUAAUUCAUUACAGAACAUGUGCUUUAACUCCAAUCAUGUCAUCUUGGCACUGAACUUGUCCAAGCUGUAAGGUCAGAAUUACAGGGCUUGACUCGUUCUCUCUCUAAAGCCUGAUUUGGCUCCCAGUAAUGCAUGGCCUGGUUUCAUGUCAAUAUUCCCCCACCUGGCCUAUCUCCCUGGAUCUCCCUGGCCAAUCCACAGACAGUCAGAGGGAAGGGGAUUGACUGUAAAAGCCGGAGGCAAAAAACUGAAUUUCAUCUGCUUAUUGGGAUGAAUCCAAUUCAUUUAAACAUGUCCCAGAACUUGAAGUAAGCCAAACUGUAUGUAAGCCAGUAUAUGAUAAUGAAGCAAAACCCUUUUAAGUCUUGUCAAAUCGUAUUUCAAAGGAAAUGAUUUAUUGUAGACACAGCAUUCUACAGUAUAUUGUCUGGACAAAGGUCACCAAUGAUUUGACAUUUCUUUAAAGAUUGGAAACAUUUCAAUUGAUGUACAUGAGAAAUGGAAAUCAGUUAACAAAAGGCAAUUAAAUCAACAUUAACAUUACUACAAAAUGACUGGUUAAGUUAAGUACAUUAACUUCUAAUGUAAGAACUUUACCAUAACGCAUAUAACAUUGACACAUACUGUAGCAGGAUAACUUAUACAAUAAGUACAA